Messenger RNA from Xenopus laevis (African clawed frog), 1215 nucleotides. Its product is annotated as hepatitis A virus cellular receptor 1 homolog. The coding region runs from base 221 to 928 and encodes 235 amino acids. Lineage: Eukaryota; Metazoa; Chordata; Amphibia; Anura; Pipidae. The transcript has 8 exons. The record is from RefSeq and is a predicted model, not a curated record.
UGCUUGUUUAGGAGACCUGAGCGGGUCUGUGUGAAUUUGGAGGGGGGCAAAGGGGGGCUGAUAUGUUGAUAAGACUGACUGACUGACCACAAGAGGAUUUCCCUUCCCCCGCUUUCUAGGUUGAAUUUCUAGGUGAUCAUUGCAUAACAGCCAGAACUUACUGCCGUGCAGGAUCACGAUACAACAGUCAUUAACAUCAGUGCUGGGUACCCAACCAGAUAUGACUGUGCUCUCUCUUAAGAUUUGCCCCGUUCUCUUUCUUCUUCCAGCCUUGACAGUAGGAGCAGAACAUGUGAAGGGAUUAGUCGGGGGGAGAGUGACAUUACCCUGCACCUACUCUGUUACUGGAGGUGCCACCAGCACGUGCUGGGGCCGAGGCCACUGCCCAAAAUCCAAAUGUCUAGAUGCGAUCCUCUGGACUGAUAGUGAUGGAAAGAAAGUUAUCUGGAACCAUACAGAGAGAUACAGAUUAUUGGGAAACAUAACACAGGGGGACGUGUCUCUGACCAUCACCCAAUUGACCCUCAGUGAUUCCGGAACCUACUGCUGCCGGGUGGAGAUCCCUGGUUUGUUCAAUGACCUGAAGAUAGAAAUACAAGUCCGUGUGAAUGAUAAUGAUAUCGGGAAAACAGUUAACUCUACACCUGCCAUCUCCACAACCAGUGAAGCAGUACCACAUAGCUCAGCAUCUUUUACUGAACCCAGCUUAAAUCCAGCUAAAGCUUCUACUCAGCUGUCAAUCACAGAUAUUCAAACUGCUUCACCAGUGAAUAUCAACUCAUAUUAUUUUCCGCAUGUAAUUGUUUGUGUGGUUCUUCUGCUCUUCCUAUUUCUGUGCCUGGCUGGGUUUCUCUACAAAUAUAAGUACUAUGAAAAGCUGAAGACUAAAGUUCUCAGCACCGCACAGGCCAGCAACAGAGAUAUGUAGAGUUGGCAGACCCAAGCAGAGGAUAACAUCUAUACGAUUGAUGCCGUAUAUGCAACUCCUAUCAAAAAACGUUGAUAAACUGUGUUUUUUUUCCUUAUUUUGUUAUAAUAGCAUCUCUCUUGUUUAUUAUCAUGACACUAAUUAUAGAGUCAUCUGUUAUGAAAGAUGGAGGUAUCUCUGUAACUGUCAGUUCUCCAUCAAAAAGCAAAUAUAUGUUAUGGCAUGAUUCAUUUGUCCUUUCUAAUACAUGGUAAUGUAAUAAAUAUAUGUGUUAUUUUAAUAACGUA